GCUUUUUGGUCUUGUAUAUUCAAGAUUACUGUACUUCCUGUAUGUGAGUAUGAGAGACUCCACGGGCGGUCCCAGUCAGCAUUUCGGGUUUUGAUGCAAUUCUGAAAAACUUCUUUCAAUCCUCAAAAUCAAGGUGAGAGCUGACUUUUAUUUUUAAUUGUAUUGUCACUAGCACUUGAGCUAACUAACAACAAAAUGUAGCUGGCUGGGGUCUCCAGCAAUGUACAGUAUACAGGGAAGUACUGCUAUUCGCAGCUGAAAGGGGCUGCACACUGUCAAGAAUUGUGAGAAUCUAUCACGAAUUGACCCCCCCCCCCUCUUGGAGACCUUCAUUCUCAACCAUUUUUGUUAUCAUUCCCUCUUCGACCGAUGUGUUCGUUGCCCGGCCAGUGGCAUCGCUGGCACAAAUGAUGUCACAUCUUUGCGGCCAAGUCGUGACAUCGUUGAUUUGUGUCAUAUUGUGUAGUUCUACCCCAUUUUGUCCACCUUUACCUUCACCCCCCCGUUGCUGUGCCUUAGCUCAGGACGCUCCACGGUCUCCACUUCGCUGCAGCACUGUGCUUAUGGGCUGGCCUCAAUCUCAAUAUUUGUCAAGUGCAACUCAUCACAUUGCUUGAGUCCAUAAAUCCACCCGAGCGCUCACUGUCCAACCACUGUUUUAACAAGUUGGGGAGGUCCAGAAGUGAUCCCAGAGGGUAGAGAAGGUGUGACACUCUUCAAGUUUCAGCACGAGAGGAGCCAGUCUGGAAUUGCAAGUGUAGGACCCAGGACAUAUUUUCCAAGGAGAAAAAGCAAAGUAUGCAUGCGUCACACAAACUGCCAUUUGGAACACACCUGUCACGCCCAAUGAAAAGAAAAACAUCAUUGCUGUUGCUGCCGGGCUUCUUUUCAGCCAGCGUGCACAGCUGAGAACAUGACUGCGCCUUGACGUUGGCAAAAACUCUCCAUCAAGAUGGAACGCGGUGAUCCUCCACUGCCACCCCCUCCCCCACCCCCUCUACUGCCACCCCCUCCUCCGCCGCCGCCGCCUCCCGGCCUGGGCGGCUCAAGACUGGAGCGUCGGCGCUCCCGGAUGCGCAACUUCAACUGGGAGACCAUCCCCAAGCACACGGUGAUGGGCAAGCGCAACAUCUGGACGGAGGAUCGCCCGGACGGCGACUACGAGCUGGACACGGAGCACAUGGAGGAGCUGUUCAGUCACAAGCGGGCCCAACAGCAGAACCAGCUGCAACUCGCCGCAGGCGGCCCGCCUGCGCCUUCUGCGGGGGAAUUGGUCUCCAUCCUCAGCGCCAAGCGGAGCAUGAACAUCGGCAUUUUCCUCAAACAGUUCAGACGGCCUGUGACCGACAUGAUUGAGGACAUCAGAGCGGGGAACGGCCGGGGCUUCGGUCCCGGGAAACUUCGGGAACUGUGUAAACUGCUGCCAGAUGACGACGAGGUCAAGGAGCUGCUUAAAUUUGAUGGCAACCAGUCGGCCUUGCCGGAUGCAGACCUGUUCAUGCGGAUGUUGGUCCAGAUCCCCGGGUACGAGGAGCGUCUGAGUAGCUUGGUUCUCAAGGAUGAGUUUUUCCCCUUCAUGUCUGAAAUGAGAGGUUUUAUUGACACUUUGAAAGCUGCUGGAAAUGAGCUUUUGGAUUCCGACAGUCUGCACGCAGUCAUUCGCCUGGUCCUGAAAACUGGAAAUUACAUGAACGCCGGCGGCUACGCGGGCAGCGCCGUGGGUUUCCGGAUGGCCUCCCUGCUCAAGUUGGUGGACACCAAAGCAAACAAACCCGGGAUGAAUCUCAUGCACUACGUCGUGAUGCAAGCUCAGAAUGCUGAUGUGGCGCUGCUCGACUUUCCCAAACAUCUUGCACACAUUAAAGACGCUGCGAGAAUCAAUCAAAGUGACAUUGAAACAGAGUUUGACCGACAAGUCAAAAAAGUGAACGACGCCAAAGCGAAUACUUUGAAGCAGGAAGACCUCAGGGUUCAGAUGGAGGAUUUCCUUAAGGAUGCUGAGACCUGCUUGGAUGAGGUGGAACGUGAUCUCCAGGUACUUCAGUCUACCAGCGACUCUGUGGCGCAGUACUUUUGCGAGGACCCCAGCAAGUUCAGACUGGAGGAGUGUUGCUCAAUCUUCGACUCCUUCUGUGAGAGGUUUCUGCGAGCCGUACAGGAAAACACAGCCCGGGAGGUGGCAGAGGUGAAACGACGACACCGAAACCGCCUGCAGAGUCCCGCCAAGCGCAGAUCCACAGCCACCUGUUCAGUCAGAGACAAAGAAAUGGAGGGGAUCGCUUUAGAGUCCAUCCUCCAAAACUUUCUGACCAACCGGCUCCAGCGGAGACGGUCGGGACGACCCUCGUCCACUCACGGCAGCCCUGUGAACGGCAGCCCUCAGUCGGGGAGCCUUUCGGAGAUUUCGUCUCAAGCGGACUUCCCUAGGCUAAAAGGGGUAGGACCCCCACAGGCAAGUGUCACAGAAAGGAAAAAAGAGUGGAAUUCGGCUGUGGAACUCGCCAAAACUCCCCACCAGCAAGCGGACAGCUCAGACAGCGAGACGGAUGUUGUGUCGGAAAAGGAUCAGGGAGGGGAGAUCGUACUUUCUGCUGUUGGAGAAUCGAGCAGCAGGACUCCUAGCAUUUCCUCCUCAGCUCGAUCGUUCUCCGCCGCCACGGACAUUGACGACGACGAUCUCCAGGACAAUAACGAGGAAGAAGCUCAGAAAUUGCGUGAAGCCUCGAAGAAGGUUUUGCUCUACCAGAAUAGCCAGAGCAGCAUCUCCUCUGCAGAGUUUUCUGUCGAAACCCCCAAAUCCCCCAGGAAGAGGGGCGCGCUGAGCCGCCGGCGGACUUUCGACAUGGAGAGUGACCGGUACCCCGGAGACCCGACAAACGAGGAAUUGGUCAGAUUGUUGCUCAGCUCUCCGCCUUCCUCGAACUGUGACAUUCCUCGCCGACACACGCUACCCAUGAAAGUCAAGAAGAAGGAGGAGAUUGACGACGAGGACGAGGUGUGGGUUCCCGUCUCUGCAGCCACAGACACGGACCAGAAGACUGCAUGCAAGUCCAAGCAAGUGUUUGACUUUACUGACCUACCUCAAAAACAAGGCUCUCAAUCCACCAAGAACCUUGCUCCCAUGGGCCAAGACAAGGAGCAAGGCCACGGGGAAAACGGUGAAACUGUUCCGCCCGAGAGUUCGUGGAGCACGCCGGAAUCUUCCGGACUGUUUUAUGGUUUUUUGAAGCGCCUCGGCGAUAUUGGGAGACUGCAGACUAGCACAGAGACCACCCAGCAAGGUGUCGGCACCGACGUGUAGUGGGGUGUUUCCCAAGCCGGGGCACAUAUUUUAUCAUAUAAAUAUCUCAACGCACACCACCAAAGAAAAGUGUCACGUGAAAUAAUGAUGAUUUGGUCUGAAUUUCCACAAAAAUGUAUUUACUUCAGAUGAAAUCUGGGCCUGUUGAGUUGAACACAAAGAGAUUAUUCUUUUGUAUGGCUCCACAUUAGGAUCAAAUUUUCUGACUAACUGCACUGUAAAACGUUUUGGCUGUUUGAUCAAGCUACGGGAAAAUUUUCAUUAUGUUUAUGGCCCUGAGCUGUUGGUAGUGGCUGGAGAAAGGGGAUGAUAGUUACUAGUGUCUGAAAUCAGUUUUUGGGACAGGUGAGAUAUCUUUCGUGGCAAUUUGAGAAUACAUCUCAAACAACACAGACAGAGCAGAAACUGCUACAACCAUAGAGGAACGAAUCUGAUGAGCCAUACAAGGAAGUUAUGGGGAAAAGUAGAAGUUCGAGUCAGGACAGAAGUGAGUAUUUGUGAGGAACUGAGUAGGUCAGAAGGAUUUGCAUUGUGUCUUUGUAGGUCGAUGGGAAGUUUAUUACAGGUUACCCAGAGAGGAACUGCGGUGCUGCAUGCGGCUGUUCGAUGUGGCAGCUAGAAAUGCCAGAAGAUUACAGGACAUGUUACGAAGAAAGAGAUGGUAGGUGGGACAGGCAAGCAGCUUGGAACGUGUGGCGGGAGGUGUCAAGUGUGUUAAUGUGAUAGAAGAAUUUGCAAGUGUGGAGGGGAAUGAGAUGAGAAGAGAUUUAAGAGAAGAUUCCGGGUGUUGAGAGUGGCGCUGAAGAGACGGCACAAGGCCAAAAUGGAGGUUGGUGGAGAGGAUGAUGUUGACAGCAGCCUCCCGGACGGUCUGGGAAGUCUUUGGGAAUGCCCCUGGGCUUCUCUGCUUUCGGCUGCUUUCUACCUUGGAUGAACAGGAAAUGUGCAACUUUCAGUCAACCUCAGUUGGGAAAUGUGCUCGGUGUUGCGUCGUUGGCCGCUUUGUGAGUCUUUCCAGUAGAUGGCAGCAUGUUAUGGGAAGAUGUGUUCAUGACUGUUUCGAACCCAAGACAAGGUGGUUUCAUCGUGGAGUUGUCAUUUGUGUAAAACCAUUAUUAAAUCCAUGUUAUUUAUUGGAGUGCAUGCUGAACCCUAGGAAAGUAAGUGCUUUAUGGGGUUUUUUUUUGGACCUCAGGCAUCCAGUUAUAAUUGUUCUUAAUCAGUUUCAUUUGCUAUCUUCGUAUUGUUCUCCACUGAUGUCAUCAGAUGAGUUGCUGCUAUCCCAUAAUCCAGUCUUUGUUUUUUGUUUUUCUUUGUUAGGGGGGAUUGGGGAGGGUGUUAGUGGGGCUUAAAUGGGUCAGUGUUACAAAGGCGGUCUGUCAAAUUCAGGCGAGCGGUGCAGUGCUGUCGCAAAAAAAAAAAAGCAAGCAAGCACCUGGUGAUCAGCUGACGUCAACUUUUUCCCGUGCAGCCGCUGGUCUUGCCAGCCGGUGUCUAAUGUCCAACAUUGUCCAUUGGCACAUUUGGUGGCUCCAUCCCGUUACGUGUUCUAUUUUAACAAUAGGCAAAUCAUGUUUGUUCAGUGUCUGCGCAACCAUUUUCCUGAAAAGUGGCAGGCAGCUUCUUCAUAAUCCAUUUUAACAAUCACCAUCACCACUAUAUGAAAGCGCCAUGUGACGUUACACAUCUGUGCCGUGUAAACCUGAAGCAAAUCAAAAUCAAUUUUUUACGUGAUUAUGUGACAGAAAUGUAAAAUAAUAAAAUAUCUCA
This is a messenger RNA of Syngnathoides biaculeatus (alligator pipefish), 5071 nucleotides long. RefSeq names its product FH2 domain-containing protein 1-like. The transcript is spliced from 15 exons. NCBI's taxonomy places the organism in Eukaryota, Metazoa, Chordata, Actinopteri, Syngnathiformes, Syngnathidae. Bases 953 to 3301 code for a protein of 782 amino acids. The record is from RefSeq and is a predicted model, not a curated record.